AUGGUGACGUGCUCCACUAACACACUCCCUUAUUCUUCCACGUGCUCAGCGCAUGACGUAGUUUUCGUGCCAAGAGGGGUUUCCUGCCUCGGGUUGGUUUACUUAUUGACGUGGGCUGAUGGGGAUCGGGCUAGUAACGGUUGGCAUGGGCUGGUUCUGGGCCCGGCUAGUAACGGUUUGAGAUGUAUCAUCAUCCCCCUCUUCUCAAUCAACCUUGUCCUCAAGGUUAGCUGUCGGAUAUGUCUUAUGAAAUUCGUCCCAGUCCUCCCAGGUGGAAUCUUCAGCAUGGUGAAUAGUACAACUGAGAGUGAGAGUGGCAGGAACCGGAAAUUGCUUUUGGGAAUUGGGUAUUGGGUGCAGGGUUUGAGGUGCUUCCCAUGGAUGGCUAUUAAUUUCUUCCUAAAAGAUGGUCUGAGAUUGGAGUCUUCCACUCUGCAGAUUCUUCAGAACUCGGCUAAUCUGCCCAUGGUGGCUAAGCCCUUUUACGGCAUAAUCUCGGAUUCCAUCUACAUUUUUGGCCAACAUCGUGUUCCCUAUAUAGCCCUCGGAGCUCAUUUCACUGUUGCAUUGUCUUGUUUCUUGGAUAUGACCAUAUCCAUAUGUGGUCUAGCUCCAUCUCAGAACUGUAAGGAAAAGUCCAAUGUGCGGUUGUUCAGCUACACUUGGAACUUAGGAUCUAUAACAUCUUUUCAUUCAUUUUUACAAGCAGUGUCAUGGAUAGCCAUAGCCAUAUCUGCCUCGUCCAACAUCUCCUUCUCAUCAAUCACAUUCUACCUCCUUCUUGGGAACCUCGGCGCCUCCAUAGCCGAGGUCGCUAAUGACGCUAUUGUAGCCGAGACUUCACGCCAUCCCUCCAAAAACUCCUCCGGCGAACUUCAGUCUUUCGUCUGGAUGGCAUCCUCUGCCGGGGGCAUUUUGGGCAACCUCAUUUGCGGGGCAGCCAUCAAUCGAUUCACCCCACAGACAAUGUUUUUCGUCUUCGCCAUACUCCUCUGUUUUCAGUUCCUAGUCACGCUGUUCGUCCGCGAAAGCUCCCUCAACCUGCCGAAAACCGAGUCGAAAGUCGAAAUCAAGAAACAGAUACAACAACUCCUCGUUGCUCUCGGCAGACCCGAGAUACUUUACUCGAUUAUUUGGUUUUCGUUUUCAUACGCAGUUAUUCCCGCACUCACGGGCACCAUGUUUUACUACCAGACGCAAAAUUUGAAAAUCGAGUCCUCGCUGCUCGGUUUAUCAAAAGUUUUCGGGCAGAUGGCUAUGCUGUUAUGGGGGGCUGUCUACAAUUCUCGCCUAAAGUCAAUCUCGUCCCGAAAACUGAUCUUGGCCGUACAGGUGGCAAUGUCUGUACUCAUGAUGUCUGAUUUCUUGUUCGUGAAGGGGGUUUAUCGGGAGAUUGGGCUUCCGGACGCUUUAUACGUUGUGGUUUUCUCGGGGCUUCUCGAGGUUUUGUAUUUUUUCAAGAUUCUGCCUUUCAGUGUGUUGGUGGCCAAGCUGUGCCCGCCUGGCUGCGAGGGCUCGGUUAUGUCUUUUGUGAUGUCGGCUUUUGCUUUGGCAUUGAUUGUGAGUGGGUACUUUGGUGUUGCUUUGGCAGCUUUUGUUGGGGUGGAUGGGGAUGAUUUUUCGGGCCUGCCUUUGGGGAUUUUGAUACAGGCGGCGUGUACGCUUUUGCCCGUGUUUUGGGUGUCGUUUGUUCCGGAAGAUGCCGAGCCCAAAUCGAAAUUGAAGGAGAAUUAAGUUUAAGGUAAACCGUAUGAUGAUUUUUUUUUUAUUUUUUUUUU
Striga asiatica is the source of this 1778-nucleotide messenger RNA. The record is from the annotation of a GenBank genome assembly. NCBI's taxonomy places the organism in Eukaryota, Viridiplantae, Streptophyta, Magnoliopsida, Lamiales, Orobanchaceae.